AUGGAUCACGUCUAUGGUAUCAAAUGCGACAACUGUGAGCAGAAGUAUGUUGGUGAAACAGGAAGAAAAAUAGGCCUACCAAUCAAAGAACAUCAAGAACUCUGCAAGAACAUGGGUAUGGAAAGAUUUGAUAUAGCGGAACACAUUGCACGAACGGGGCACGAAAUCGACUGGAAAUCGACGGAAAAGCUGGCUACAUAUGGUGAAAAUACGACAAAGCGCAAGACCGAGAGAAAUCUAAUAAGGUCCUGA
Protopolystoma xenopodis is the source of this 252-nucleotide messenger RNA. The record is from the annotation of a GenBank genome assembly. Lineage: Eukaryota; Metazoa; Platyhelminthes; Monogenea; Polystomatidea; Polystomatidae.